UAUGUACAAAUUGACCAUCUUCCUUCUUGUUACCCUUCUUGGGCUCACCGUCGGUCAAUGGGGUCCAGGAUUCGGUGGGCCUGGAUUUGGAGGACCUGGAUCUGGAGGACCGGGACCACGUGGCCCAGGAGAAUGGAAUAAUGGCGGUGGACGUGGUGGAUUUGGAGGAAAUAACGGAUGGAACAAUGGUGGUGGUGGUUUCAAUGGAAAUGGUGGAUUUAAUGGAGGUGGUCGUGGAGGCGGACGAGGUGGAAACGGUGGAUUUGGAGACAACGGAGGUCUGCGUGGAGGAAAUGGGGGAGGUCGCGGUGGUAACGGAGGAUUUGAUGACAACGGAGGUGGACGUGGAGGAAAUGGAGGAGGUCGCGGUGGUACAGGAGGAUUUGGUGACAACGGAGGCGGCCGUGGAGGAAAUGGAGGAGGUCGCGGUGGAAACGGAGGAGGAAACAAUGGAGGAGGCCGUGGUGGAAAUGGAGGAGGACGUCCACAAAUUUCUGCCGGCGAACGUAUUACCCAUAAUGUUCUUGGAGCUCUUCUUGGAUAACUUUGUUUUUUAUAAUCAGCAUUUGAUUUUAAUAAAUAAUAAAA
Molecule: messenger RNA, 588 nt
Organism: Caenorhabditis elegans
Lineage: Eukaryota; Metazoa; Nematoda; Chromadorea; Rhabditida; Rhabditidae
Gene: grsp-4
Product: Glycine Rich Secreted Protein
Exons: 8
Coding region: 2-544 (180 amino acids)
Source: RefSeq, marked reviewed